Triplophysa dalaica is the source of this 2408-nucleotide messenger RNA. It is a transcript of the gene prc1a, whose product is annotated as protein regulator of cytokinesis 1a. The transcript has 15 exons. Gene Ontology annotation, molecular function: microtubule binding. The record is from RefSeq and is a predicted model, not a curated record. Gene Ontology annotation, biological process: mitotic spindle midzone assembly; microtubule cytoskeleton organization. Bases 186 to 1982 code for a protein of 598 amino acids. NCBI's taxonomy places the organism in Eukaryota, Metazoa, Chordata, Actinopteri, Cypriniformes, Nemacheilidae. Gene Ontology annotation, cellular component: mitotic spindle midzone; spindle; cytoplasm.
UCGCUUAGCUUGUUCUCGGCCAAUCAGCAAUGAGAGGCGUUUCGGUGCGGCGUUUGAAUUUUUAGUCAGUACUAGUUUCCAGCCCCGCGUCUGAUAUCAGAUCGUGGAUUAAAGCGAAGAAUAAACUUUAUAAAAUAUACGGAGGUUAAAUCUCAGUGAUCUGAGAUCUGCGCCGAUAGAACAAAAUGAGGAAAAGUGAGAUCCACGCUGCAGAGUCCGUAUCGAGUCUCAACAAGGCUCUCUGCCAGCUGAAGGAUAUCUGGGAGGAGAUCGGGAUCCCAGAAGACCAGAGAUUCCAGCGCACGGAUGCCGUUCACAUGCACAUCAAGAACCUUCUGGACAUGAUGAUCGCAGAGGAGGAGGGCCUAAAGAAACGCUUGUUGAUCAGUAUCGAAGCGUGCAGGGAAGAGAUGAUCGCUCUGUGUGAUGAACUCCAGCUGCCUGUGUGUCCGGAGGAAGGUGCCCUCACCAUGCUGCAGCUGGAGAAAGAUCUGCGCACACAGGUGAAGGCCAUGCUGAAGGAAAAGAGCGUGCGACAGAGCGAGCUCAAGAAUCUCAUUCAGGCGGACCAGGAUCUGUGCGAUAUUCUGUGCGAAGAUCUUUUCCCCAUCCACCCCGAACGGAUUCCUUCACACCAGCAGCUGGAGAACUACAGGCGGCACAUCGCCACGCUUAGCCAGGAGAAGGAGCACCGUCACACUGAGUUUAUGGAGAUGAAGCGUCGGAUCACAGCAUUGAUGGAGGAUCUGGAACAGCCUCCAGAUAGCACCUUUGAGAAGGACGCCGUGUGUGAAGAUGAAGAAGCUUUCUGUCUCUCCGUAGAAAACAUCAACUCGCUCAAAGUGCUGCUGGGUCAGCUGGAGACUCGUAAAGCAGAGACGGAUGCGCUGUGCGUGUCCAUCCGUGGUCGUAUUGAGGAGUUGUGGAGGAUGUUGGAAAUUCCCGAUGAACAGAGAGAGAGUCUCAUUCACCAAACACACACCAGCACAAAGAGCAGUCUGAAUACACUCCAGGCAGAGCUGCAGUGUUUGGAGGACAUGAAAAAGAAAAACAUAGAGCGUGUUAUUCGCUCGAUCAGAUCGGAGAUCGUAAAGUUUUGGGAGAAAUGUUACUACAGCCCGGAGCAGAGACAAGCCUUUACUUCCUACAACAGUGGUGAUAUGGAUGAAGAUUUGUUGCGUGAGCAUGAGCAUGAACUGGAGCAUCUGAAACUGGAUUAUAAUGAACAUAAGGAGUUAUAUGAUGCCGUUUCCACCUGGAGCACCAACUGGACACUUUAUCAAGAAUUAGAGAAAAAAGCCACAGACCCAUCUCGCUUCAACAACCGUGGUGGAAACCUGCUGAAGGAGGAGAAACAGAGGGUGGAUCUGCAGAAGAGUCUUCCGAAGCUGGAGAAGAGUCUGAAAGCUCAGAUCGACCAAUGGGAAGGAGUGUACGGUAAAGAGUUCCGCGUGAACGGGCAGCCGUUCCUGCAGUAUGUAGAGGAUCAAUGGAACCAGCACCGCAUGGAAAAAGAGAGAGAGAAACAAGAACGACAAAUGAAGAAAGUGAAACAGACGGAGGAAGAUCUGCUAUAUGGCACGGUUCUCAGAACCCCAACUAAGAGAAGACUCGCUGCCACACCGACACCGGGCAAAACACGCAAGCUGAUCUCAACGUCUAGCAUGUGUAGCUCCACCCCCAACACGACGCUCCGUUCCAUUUGCUCCUCCCCCUCUUUGAGACCACCCCUUUCCUCAAGCAAGAUGGGCCUACGGACGCCUGCUCGUGGUCGAACCCCUCGCGGUCUGGAGAGGAAUAAGGAGAACAUGUCACAGCUUAGCGGAGCUUUGCGCACUAUGACCGCCAGUCCUAACAGAAACUACUCCAUCACAUCUGUGGCUUCAUCCUAUUCUGAGUUUGCGAAUUAUUCUGAAUCCACUGCAGUGUCCAGCGGGAGUUCUCAGGCACCUCUAAAUCUAAAGUCAAGACUGGACUUUUGAACUCCACCCUCACGCACUAAAUACUGGCGGACCGAACCUGUUCUGCUGAACUGAUGGUCCACAUCUUUGAAGACUAAAAAAGCUUUUAUGGAUAUACUGAAUGUAAAUCGUUAUGAAUUUGUUGAAGAAUUGUAAAUAUUUUAGCCCUGCGUUUUACCUUUUUCUCUUUAGCUUUUUCCUUUUAUUUAACUCCUACAUUUUGAUUGAAUAUUUUGUUUUGCGCUUGUCUGAUGAUAUUACGUAAUGCAGUUUUUAUAAAAACUGAUUUAACACUGAUCUUACGGCCAUUCUCUUUUAUACUCUAAUUUAAGAUGGAGUUUUCUGUAUUUAGUUAUUACACAGCGACACUAAAUUGGCAUCACUCCUGUAACAUUCCUGCUAACUGUCUGUUUGGCAGCUUGUAAAUAAAUGUUCGUUUUCAUGGGA